CGUCACAUCCCUCGGUUCAUGUGGAAUGUCGGGUCUGUAUGAUUUAUAAAUAGCAGCUCCAUCUCAUCUUCUGCCUGACACGCUGCUGCUCCAGUGAGUCUCAUAGUGGUGCGAGCAGCAGGAAUGUGAAGAUGGCUACAGAUCUGGGAGAGCUACUGGUCCCGUACAUGCCCACGAUUAGAGUACCGAGGACUGGAGACAGGGUUUUCAAGAGCGAAUGCGCGUUUUCCUUCGACUCUCCUGAAUCAGAAGGAGGUCUCUAUGUGUGUAUGAAUUCGUUCCUGGGUUUUGGAAGAGAACACGUGGAGAGACAUUACCGUAAAACUGGACAGAGCGUCUACAUGCACUUGAAACGACAUGUGAAAGAGAAAGCCACAGGUGCUGCAGGGGGUGCCAUACCAAGGAGGAGGAACGGAAAAGUAUUUUUAGAUUUAGAGCUUAACCGUGAUUUUAACGGAGAUGUUUAUGAGUAUGAAGACGAAGCCAAGCUUGUCAUAUUUCCAGACCACUUUGAGAUCACUUUACCAAAUAUUGAGGAGUUACCCGCACUGGUAACAAUAGCCUGUGAUGCAGUCCUAAAUGCUCAAUCACCUUAUAAAAAACAGGAAUCUGAUUCUUGGGAAGAGAAAAUCCAAGUAUCCCGACAUGCCAGAAGUCUCAGACAGCAGGAGAAUGGGGUUCGGAUUCCUCCAAGGGGCUGGAAGUGUGCCAAGUGUGAAAUGAGAGAGAACCUGUGGCUAAACCUGACGGAUGGUUCUGUCCUCUGUGGGAAAUGGUUCUUUGAUGGGAGUGGAGGCAACGGGCAUGCCCUUGACCACUACAAAGAAAGCAACUUCCCCUUGGCAGUUAAACUGGACACAAUCACCCCAGAUGGAGCAGAUGUUUAUUCCUUCGAUGAAGAAGAAGCAGUUCUCGAUCCUCAGAUAUCAGAACAUUUGUUACACUUCGGAAUAGAUAUGGUGCAGAUGCAAAGGAAUGAAAAUGGACAUCACACAGACAACCACAUACAGCCACGUGUAAGUGACUGGGAAGUGGCUCAGGAGGUGGGGCUAAAGUUAAAGCCUGUGUAUGGCUCAGGAUAUACGGGCAUGAAAAACCUGGGUAACAGCUGUUACCUGAGCACCACUAUGCAAGUGCUGUUCAGUAUUCCAGAAUUCCAGAGAGCGUAUGUUGGCAAUCUACAAAGAAUAUUUGAUUACUCACCCCUUGAUCCAACUCAGGACUUCAACACACAGAUUGCGAAACUAGGCCAUGGACUUCUCUCAGGCCAGUACUCUAAACCUCCACUGAAAUCAGAACUCAUUGAACAGGUGAUGAAAGAAGAAUACAAGCAGCAGCAAAAGGGGAUUUCACCUAAGAUGUUCAAAGCCCUGGUCAGUAAGGGACACCCGGAAUUCUCUUCCAACCGACAACAAGAUGCACAUGAAUUCUUCCUGCACUUAAUAAAUCUUGUGGAGAGGAACAGCAAUGGCACCGAGAACCCCAGCGACGUUUUUCGUUUCAUAGUGGAGGAUCGUGUGCAGUGCUGUCAGACACAGAAGGUGCGGUACAUGCAGAGAGUCGACUACCUUAUGCAACUUCCUGUACCCUUUGAGGCCGCCAGCAACAGAGAGGAGCUAAUAGCAUAUGAGAGUAAGCGGAAGGAAGCAGAGGAGAACAUGCGGCCCCUUCCAGAGCCCGUGAGGGCCCGGAUCCCUUUCACUGCUUGUCUGCAAGCCUUCACAGAGCCUGAAAAUGUUCCAGACUUCUGGAGCUCAGCACUACAAGCCAAGUCAGCCGGAGUGAAGACGUCUCGUUUUGCAUCUUUCCCUGAGUACAUGGUGGUACAAAUGAAGAAGUUCACAUUUGGUGUAGACUGGGUGCCCAAAAAGUUAGAUAUUUCUGUAGAUGUACCGGAUUUCCUUGACUUGAAUCGUCUGCGGGCGACAGGGCUACAGCCGGGUGAAGAGGAACUGCCUGAGCUCACACCUCCCAUUGUCAUUCCUGAAGAUACCAGAGGCAGUUUAACAAACAAUUCUUUGGAACCUACAGAGAUAGAUGAAUCAUCUGUGAUGCAGUUGGCAGAGAUGGGUUUCCCCCUGGAAGCGUGUCGGAAGGCGGUGUACUACACUGGGAAUAUGGGAGCAGAGAUGGCCUUUAACUGGAUUAUAGCACACAUGGAAGAGCCAGAUUUUGCUGAGCCUUUGGCAAUACCCACAUACAUGGAAGCAGACCUGCCGAGCCCCAGCCUUCCUGCCGUCAGCACACUAGACAACCAGCCUCCAGAAGAGAGCAUUGCCAUCCUCACCUCCAUGGGCUUCCCCAGGCAUCACACCAUCAAAGCUCUCAAAGCCACAAAUAACAAUUUGGAACGAGCUCUUGAUUGGAUAUUCACCCACCCGGACUGUGGGGAUGAAAGCGAGGCUAUGUCAGACACACCAGACACAGAACCAAACGAUAACAGCUUCUCGAAUGCCAACGCCAACAGCGACUCCUUACUGAGCCCAGAUGAGGAGGUGUCCAGUCCCCGUGUCAGAGACGGCCCCGGGCGUUACGAACUGUUUGCCUUCAUCAGUCAUAUGGGAACAUCAACAAUGUCCGGCCAUUAUGUUUGUCAUAUCAAAAAAGAGGGAAGAUGGCUGAUUUACAAUGACCACAAAGUGUGUUUGUCCGAGAGGCCUCCUAAAGACUUGGGCUACAUAUACUUUUACCGGCGCCUGUCAAGCUGCUAGAUCUGGACCAUCAUAGCCUUUAUGCACAGCCAUAAGGCAAGAGAGAUGUGGAGUACCACUUACACUGCUGGAAACAUCUGUAAAAAUGAGAGAGAACCUUCCAGUCCCUGCCAGGACCUGCACAGGCGCUCAUCACACGGAAACGAUCAAGCAAGGAACCGAAUGUGUUUUGUUGUCUGUAGGUUAUUCGUUUGUUUAUGUUGUGUCUGCUGUAUUGAUACAGUGGGGUGUGUGCAAUUUUAGGUACGGAAAUUAUGAAUUUCCUAAUAUAUUUACAAGUAAUUUCUUAUAUUUCUCUUUUAAUAUGUUGAGCUCCUGUGCCAGUAUUUUCAAGCCAUGCUUUGGAAAAUACAACGUGUGCCUGCAUUAAGAAAUUAUUACUGCCGUUUUAGACGAAUGUACACGAUUCAGCGCCAUUUGAGGAACCCAGUUGUUAAAGAUGUAUUCAAAAAUUAUAGGAAUAGAUUUCAAAAACCUCUGACUAUACUUUUGAUUCAUGGCCGUACACAAUGAAGAUGGAGAUUUUCCUUUGUGGUCCUUUAAUCCAUGUCGGGUGUUCAUGUGUUGCAAUUCGAUAUUUGCUAGAUAUACAGUGUAUUCUAGCAUUAGGAAUUCAUCCAUAUAUGCACCAACAUCGAGCUGGCUUAUUGUCCCCAGAAGCAUUUUUUAAAUCUCUUUGGUUCAUAGGGUUAUUGUUUUUCUUUUGGUCUAGCUUCCAGUCAAUCGGUGAUAAUAAUAAUGCACCAAAAUCACAUAUUCAUGCAACAUUCAAGUGCUUUACUUUUACCCUCAGCAGUUUAAAGACUGGGAUCAAUUUCAAUUGAGUCUCAGUUUAAAAGAAUGUAAAACCAUUUCUUUUUUGUACUUAAGCAAUAUUUUAUAACAAAUAGAUUUACAGAUAGAUCUCAAAUGUAUGUAUUAUUCUGGUACUGUGUUACCAACCUGCUGUCAAGCUUUAUAUCUGACAAACUUGGCCAAGCAUCCAUCAUUCUCAACGAUUUAUUGAGUGACAGUUUCAUAAACCCUGGACGUGGCACGUAUCCUUUAAAGUUUUAUAUUUCAUUCAUGUUUUGUUACAUUUUCUCGCUCAGGCUCAUCUCAAUGCGUUUCAUCUGAACAUUGCACAAACUGUUGUCAUGUGGACUGUACCCUGUCAUGAUUCUUUACAUUCUUUGUCUGUAUCAUUCGUUUUCUUUAUUUGCUUGCCCAUCCGAGGCUGCAUAUCGGGUCCUCUCUCUCUCUUUCUCACUUGCUCUUUUCUCUAUUCUCUAUUCCGCUUUGUCGGGUGUGAAAGUGGAUCCUUUUACCCCACCUUUCUCAAACAUGGCUUGAUAUUAUCACUACGUGCACUAAAACUCGGAGGUUAGUCAGUUGACAUUUUGCAAUAUUACUGAUCUUUAGCGGGUUCUAUUUUUCAUGGAACUGAAGGUCAUGCGGUACGUUUUUAUCGUUGAUCUUUUGCAAAAGUGUGCCAAUUCUGCAGCUAUCUUACAAACUUGCCCACUUUGUUUGAUGUAAGUUGUUUUUUAAUAGAUUUUCUGAUGCGCGUAUUGUUCACAACCAUAGCAUAUGUAGGUGAACUGGUUCCAAAAUCUGUUCAAACAUACUUGUGACUCAGAAUGUUUGGAUUGUUCAAUAAAGUUCACAGUUGUUUAA
Messenger RNA from Triplophysa dalaica, 4367 nucleotides. RefSeq names its product ubiquitin specific peptidase 13 (gene usp13). Gene Ontology annotation, molecular function: cysteine-type deubiquitinase activity; protein binding; zinc ion binding. Lineage: Eukaryota; Metazoa; Chordata; Actinopteri; Cypriniformes; Nemacheilidae. Gene Ontology annotation, biological process: protein deubiquitination. The record is from RefSeq and is a predicted model, not a curated record. The transcript is spliced from 21 exons. The coding region runs from base 132 to 2711 and encodes 859 amino acids.